AUGCCUGGCCUGCCCUCGUCGGUUGACCUCGACGAGUGCAUCUCGCGUCUUUACAAAAAGGAACUGCUCGCCGAAUCCGUCAUCGAAGCAAUAUGCGCCAAGACAAAGGAGUUGCUCAUGCGAGAGAGCAAUGUCGUCCACGUGAAGGCGCCCAUUACCGUCGUCGGCGACAUCCACGGCCAGUUCUUUGAUCUCAUUGAAAUCUUCAGGAUCGGCGGCUACUGUCCCGACACCAACUACCUCUUCCUCGGCGACUACGUCGACCGAGGCAUGUUUAGCGUCGAAACAAUCUCGCUGCUUUCGUACGGAUUCUACACUGAGUGUUCUCGCAAGUACGGCAACGCCAACGUGUGGCACUACUUCACCGACAUGUUUGACUUUUUGACGCUGAGCGUGGUAAUCGAUAAUCAAAUAUUCUGCGUGCACGGCGGUCUGUCACCUUCCAUCCACUCCAUCGACCAGAUCAAGAUCAUCGACCGGUUUCGAGAAAUUCCCCACGAGGGCCCGAUGGCCGACCUCGUCUGGUCCGACCCCGACCCCGAGCGCGACGAGUUCUCGCUCUCGCCACGCGGAGCGGGCUACACUUUUGGCGCGCAGGUGGUCAAGAAGUUUCUGGCCGUCAACAACAUGUCGCACAUUCUUCGCGCACACCAGCUCUGCCAGGAAGGCUUCCAGGUGCUGUACGACGACCGGCUCAGCACCGUGUGGAGCGCCCCCAACUACUGCUACAGGUGCGGCAACAUGGCGAGCGUGCUCGAGGUGAGCGACGGAGGCGAGAGGUUCUUCAACGUAUUUGCCGCCGCGCCGGAAAACGACGUGCAUAAGGACCAGCAGCCGGGGAAUGAAAAGGCCGCUGAUGGAAAUGCCCUUCCCGACUACUUUUUAUAG
This is a messenger RNA of Hirsutella rhossiliensis, 888 nucleotides long. RefSeq names its product calcineurin-like phosphoesterase domain-containing protein. Gene Ontology annotation, molecular function: protein serine/threonine phosphatase activity. The coding region runs from base 1 to 888 and encodes 295 amino acids. The transcript is spliced from 5 exons. Gene Ontology annotation, biological process: peptidyl-serine dephosphorylation. Lineage: Eukaryota; Fungi; Ascomycota; Sordariomycetes; Hypocreales; Ophiocordycipitaceae. The record is from RefSeq and is a predicted model, not a curated record. Gene Ontology annotation, cellular component: FAR/SIP/STRIPAK complex.